Miscanthus lutarioriparius is the source of this 405-nucleotide messenger RNA. The record is from the annotation of a GenBank genome assembly. NCBI's taxonomy places the organism in Eukaryota, Viridiplantae, Streptophyta, Magnoliopsida, Poales, Poaceae.
AUGGUGCUGCGCAGCGAGCGGGAGCUCCUGGCGCAGACCAAGGCGCAGGAGGACGAGAUCGCCGGCCUCCACCUGCAGCUGGAGAACAAGGACAGGGAGGUGGAGCGGCUCAAGGACCUGUGCCUGCGGCAGCGGGAGGAGAUCAGGACGCUCAAAGACGCCGUCCUGUUCCCGGACGCGGAGCCGGAGCCGGAGCCCGACCGCCGCCUCCGGGACGAGAUCUCCACGCUCACCGACCAGAUCCAAUGCCUCGCGCAGGAGCUCGCCCAGGUUAAGGCUGAGAAGCACUCGGCAAGGUCGUGCUUUGACGAGGAUGGAUACUGCUCUUCCCCUAGGACGCCGGGGUUUAACGAGGAGACCUCUUUCUCUCUGAUCCGAGAACUUAUGUUCCGGCUUUUAUAUUAA